Syzygium oleosum is the source of this 2444-nucleotide messenger RNA. RefSeq lists its product as uncharacterized. The record is from RefSeq and is a predicted model, not a curated record. NCBI's taxonomy places the organism in Eukaryota, Viridiplantae, Streptophyta, Magnoliopsida, Myrtales, Myrtaceae. The transcript is spliced from 5 exons. Bases 950 to 2245 code for a protein of 431 amino acids.
AGAGAUAAAGCAUACUUUCUGACAAUAUUCUCUGCACGAGGUCCGGACACUGGAACACUGCUUCCCAAUGUUUCUCUGGGGCUUCGUGCUUUUAAUACCUUCUCCCGUUCAAUUCACUUUCUCUCCCUAAUCAGUAAUCACAUUUCACCCACUUUUAUCGUAGGAAAGGAAAAUCGCGUACCAUUUAUUGCCAACACCAACACACAGUAAUCACUCUCCCCUACUCACUCUACUCAGCAUUAGCAUUUGCUCUUUUGCUAAUUUCCAUUUUCCAAUUUCCAAUUUCCGUUUCACUGUCUUUCUGUUUUGGGUUCGCCGAGGACCAAGACCAGCAACACCCAUCCCUCUUUCCUUCAAACCCUACUUCUCAGUUCUCUUUUAGCUGUUUCUUUCUUGGUCGCAUUCUCUUCUUCUUUGUUUUGGCAAUGUCUUGGUUCUUGAAAGGGAUCUUCUCUGCCUACUAGUCCUGGUUCAUCGACAAGCUAGUGGGAUCUCGAAUGCCGGAUCUUUUGAGGGUUAUGGGUUCUCCCUUUUCUGCUUUCUUGGUUCGUGGAGGUUUCUGCUGAAGCCGUGGAUGAUUCUGAGGCUUCGUGACGCAAAUGCUGAAUCUUGGGCACGCCAAAAAUGCUGAUUUUUUUGACCUCCUGGUUCGUACUUUCUCUUUCGUGAGUAAAGCUGUAGACUUGCUGGAAAAAUUGCUGGAUCUUAGGAGAUGCCGCCACUGUUACUUUAGUUUGUGAGAGAGAGUUUCGGUUUAUUUAACGUCUGUGAUUUAUCCUGCAAGGUCUGAUUCAAGUUCAGGAGGAAAAAAGAAAAAGAGGAAAUGAGGCAUUCUUUCUGAUCUAAUCGAAUAUUAUUACCAGAGGACAUAAGGCUCGGUACUGGUAAGAACUGCAUUGAGCUAUUGCUUGAGGAUUCGAUCUGAUUCAACAUAAAAGGAAGAGUCAGGAUGGACUUUUUCAAAGUCAAGAAGUUCAGGAAAGCCCGCAAGCCUAUCUUGGAGCAGGAUACUGAGGGGAAGUCCAUCCCGCCACAAGAGGAACCAAACAAUGAAAAUGGCAUUGAUGAUUUUAGCAAGUCGGUCUCCACGGAUAAUGUUGCUGAUGUGGAGGAUGAAGACGACGACGACGACUUUAUAACGAAUGAAGUGAAGAGACGGUUGAAAGAACUUAGGCGGAACAGUUUUCUGGUUUUGAUUCCUGAGGAGGACUCAUGCCCUGAGGAUGACGAGGAAGAGGGUGAAGAGGGAGAGACUAGCUCUAGUGAGUGGAGAGAUGUCGAAGCUGAAGGUCGACAAUGGUGGGGUGGAUUUGAUGCUUUUUAUGAAAAGUACUGUGAGGGGAUGCUGUUCUUUGAUCGAUUGAGUACACAGCAGCUCAGCGAAGCCGUUCCGCAAGUUCCCUUGGCACCAUCACCCAGACCUGCAUCUAAGAAACUUACUUCUCCCCUUCGCUGUCUUUCUUUGAAGAAGAUUGAAGAGCCUGAUGAAGAAAUGGAGAACCUGCAACAGUCAGAAGGUAAUCCUUAUGAUGAUCUUGAGACAGCUUAUCUAGCUCAAACUUGCUUAACAUGGGAGGCACUUCAUUGCCAAUACACUCAACUGUGCCAAAAGAUCUCUGGCCAGCCUGAAAAUAUGACAUGUUACAGCCGCAGUGCUCAACAGUUUCAACAAUUUCAUGUUCUACUCCAAAGGUUUAUGGAAAACGAACCUUUCGAACAGGGUCUUCGACCAGAAAUUUAUGCACGUGCAAGAAAAAGCUUGCCUAAACUUCUUCAGGUUCCAAAUAUUCAAGGCUCAGAGCAGAAAGCGGUGGAAGAAGGUGGCUCAGAUAAAUUGGUUCUUGCACCGGAUCUCCUCAGAAUUAUGGAGAAUACCAUCCUCACUUUUCAUCUUUUCCUGAAAAUGGACAAGAGGAAGUCCACUGGAGUUCUACAUUUGUUUGCAAAUCAGAAUCAUUUUGCUAGCCCCCUACAGCAGGUCCAGUCAUCUCUUGAGAAGAAAGCUGUGAAAUUGAAGGAACUGCGCAAGAGGAGGAAAGGGUGGAAGAAGAAAUCAUGGCCUCAAAGAGAUGACGACGUUCAGCUGCUGUUUGCCCUCAUAGACGUGAAAUUAUGUUCCAUGGUUCUUAAGAUGGAGAGGAUCGUCAAAGGACAAUUGUUCUGGUGCGAAGAAAAGAUGAAGAAACUGGAUUUGUCUGAUGGGAAGUUGCAUAGAGAUCCCUCUCCUAUACUUUUUCCUUGUUGAAUGUCAUCGGAGAGAUUGUUUAGGUGGUUAGACUUGGUGUAGAGACAAAAAUACUUGAAAAGACUUGCUUCCAUUUCAAUGGGCAAUACAGCAGCCGUCUGAACAGUCAUUGGUGGAUCAUAGAUUUAUUGUUGUAGAGCAUGGUCGGUCAAUGCUACUGCCCUGGUGGCUAUUAAUUGAAAUUUUGAAGUUCUGGGUA